Messenger RNA from Penicillium verhagenii, 2169 nucleotides. RefSeq names its product Zn(II)2Cys6 transcription factor. The coding region runs from base 1 to 2169 and encodes 722 amino acids. Gene Ontology annotation, cellular component: nucleus. Gene Ontology annotation, biological process: positive regulation of transcription by RNA polymerase II. Gene Ontology annotation, molecular function: transcription cis-regulatory region binding; DNA-binding transcription factor activity, RNA polymerase II-specific; zinc ion binding. Lineage: Eukaryota; Fungi; Ascomycota; Eurotiomycetes; Eurotiales; Aspergillaceae. The record is from RefSeq and is a predicted model, not a curated record. The transcript is spliced from 2 exons.
AUGGAUGUGCAAGGUGCAAAAGCAAAAGAGUCAGUCAAGUGUGGAGAGGAGAAGCCUAACUGUAGUCGCUGCACCCGACUUGGGGUCCGGUGUCCUGGGUAUGUGCAGUCACUAAAAUGGGUCACCGAAUAUGUGCAGUCUAGCCCGGGCGCGUUAUCAGAUGGCCAACCGCCUAGCCCGGAACCAACUCCAUCAGUGCCGAGGGAAGCUCCUGCUGCAGUGGGUGAUGCACCGUCGCUAGAUAGUACGAACCGCGAUGCGCAUCUACAGCCAGAUGAUGUAGGAUUUGAAAUAGAUGACACAAACGCUAUUUGCGACAAUCUUUGGGAUCUUCCGGGGAAUCGUUCACUGCCAGAUUUAACCGAUCUCUGUCCAUCUUCUCCAAUCCCGAUAUCACCGUCGGGUUUCUCGCCGAAUAAAAAUUUGCCAUAUGACCUACCUUCAUCGGGCGAUAUGACGGUCGAUGUAUCCCAUCUGUUAUCGCUGAUUGGCCCUCCACAAGAGAAUCUUGCCAAUGAUGGGAGUGUUUACCCAGAUUUCUCGCCUUCAAGGAUCGUCCGCAGCCACCUACCUGCUUCACAACGUUCUACUUCGCGAAACACCAUGUCAAUAUCUCGUCCUUUGAACAACCCAUCAUGGACCCUUAUUGAGUAUUAUUUCAAAGAGGUUGCGGCUCUCUUCUCCAGCUAUGAUAGCCAGAUGAACCCGUUCCGCACGACCGUCUCCAGACUAUGGGGCUCAUCAUUGGCUAUGUGCCGUACAAUGCAAAGCAUGGCAGCUGCAACUCUUGUCAACGACUUCCCACAGUUUGGCCCAAUAGGCCGAAAAAUGAGGGACGAAGCUGUCAAUAUCAUCACACUCGAGGCAGUCAUGGACGACAAGUCUUUGUUAGCGCUCCUCAUGCUUGGCCAGACAGCAAGUUGGCACGAUCCGAAAGACUUGGGAAUUUCCUUCUUCAAUUUACUCCGGAAGCAUCUCAACUCAAUCUCUGACGGAUCUAGUACGGAACCUAUCGGCGUCCCGAACAGCCGCAGUAAUAAUUAUCGCUUUUUCGAGGAGGCUCUUGUAUACUGGGAGAUGCUCCUCUCUUUUGUCUCAGACAAUGACUCCACGAUGUUUUCUGAUACAUCUCGUGCCUCGCUUACGAAUGAAACUCUUGUUCUUCAACGCGUGCCCCACCCGUGGACUGGCAUAGCACGAGAUGCGCAAUUUACUGUACAUGAAGUGGGCCGCCUUGUCCGCAAAGAACGGCAACGUAUCCAUUCUCGAAAUUUCACAUCCCAGGACGAUAUAAGACGUGCACAGAUUGCCAUCGAAAAGGCACAUCAGUUAGAAGACCGCUUAUUAAACCUGGCUCAUCUCACAGAAGCAGAGAUUGUCAGCACCGGGGAUGAUGAAACUCCAAUCUGGCAUCUCCUUACUGUCGCUGAAGUAUAUCGGUGUACGGGGUUAAUCCAGCUAUAUCGCGUCUUCCCAGAUUUACUCCGUGACCGUCUCCAAAAUCCAGUGGCGGCUCAUUUCCCAGAUUUUUCGGCGGAAGCAGUCGGCGACCCGUUCUUCCCAAUUGAUUUAGACUGCAUGAAUCUGCCUUCGGGCUUCGGCGAACCAUCAGACAGUACUACGCCUAACAAAAGCAAACCACCCCAUCAAAACGCACACAUAUUCCCUCCCUGCUCACAUCAUCAUAUUCCUCGGGUACCCGAAUCCACAUCCCAGGAAACCCCACCGGAUUCACUCUACGACACCUGGCUCACCGAUUUUGCCGUCACGCUCCUCUCACGCCUGAAAACCAUUCCCUUCGAAUCCCGUACCCGCUGCCUCCAACCAUUACUACUGGUAGCCUCAUGUAGCGAGCUACGUCUGCCACGACUGGAUACAAGGCACCCUCGUGCCGAAUUUGAAAUUCAUCAACAGGAUGACCCCACGGAUGACCAGGCUGGAUCUGGUACCGAAACGCCAAACAUUUCAAUGGAGGCCAUUGAAGUCUCCCAGACACGGAAGUUUAUUCUCGGUCGUCUCACGUCUUUCCUGCAUGUUUUGCCACCUAAACCAAUAAAUGUUUGCGUAAAACUUGUGAAGGAAGUUUGGAGGCGGAUGGAUGCCGGAGAAGCUGAUAGUUAUUGGAUCGACGUCAUGAUUGAAAAGGGAUGGGAGACAACAAUGGGGUAG